AAAUUUGUUAGGCACGGCGCGCUUUUUUCGACAAAUUAUUUCGUUAAAAACUCACAAAGCGAUCGGACACUGAAUUUGUGAAAUGAGUGGACAUCAUCAUCAUAAUCACAGGAGAAGGAGGAGCAGUUCAUCAAAAACUUCCAGAUCAAACACCUCCACCAUCAGCAGCUACCUAGAAGACGUAUCAGAAGACAACUUUGAGGGUCCAAAAUAUGAAAUAAAAACUUCAAAAAUCAUGGGCAGAUACAUAGUAUCAAAAAAGGAAAUCAAACCAGGCGAAAUCAUAAUCACCGAAGAACCAUUAGUCAUAGGACCUUGCACCGAUUGUAAAGUUCAAUGUCUAGGAUGCUACAAGGAUUUGGAAAAGGAACAACAAAUUAACAAGUGUGUAUCUUGUGGUUGGCCACUGUGUUCGAAAAAGUGCCCGGGCCUCAGAAAAACCCACGGACACACUCAAAUCGAAUGUACGAUCUUACAAGAAUGCAAAUCGGCUUCGUUUUUGAAUUACACCAAUUUGGAAGAGCUGCGCACCAAUUUCCAAGCCCUAGUGCCUCUGAGGUGUCUCAUAUUGAAAACCACAGAUCCCAGUAGUUAUGCUAUAUUAAUGGACAUGGAAAGCCAUAAUGGUAUCAGGAAAAAUAUUCCAGAUUUGUGGGCUUUAAAUCAGGCCAGAGUUGUAGAUAGGAUUAUAAAAGAUUGGAGGUUGACUGAAUUUACUCCGGAAGAGAUUCACACUAUUUGCGGUAUUUUGGAAGUUAAUGCUUUUGAAAUUGGACAAGGUGUUAAUAUAAGAGGCCUUUAUCCAACUGCUUUUUUAUUGUCUCAUAACUGCGUGCCUAAUACUAAUCAUACUGAUGAAGAAGGUACUUAUCAUUUGACUAUAAGAGCUUCUACAAGGAUUCCAGAAGGCCAUCCAGUCACUUUAAGUUAUGCCUAUACUUUACAGUGUACUCAAAAAAGACGCGAACAUCUUUUAGAAAACAAAUUUUUCGAAUGCAAAUGUCAAAGAUGUUGUGAUAAAACCGAAUUGGGCACGUAUAGUGGAGCUUUAUUGUGUCCAAAAUGUGAUAAUGGACUUGUACUUUGUGAUAACCCGUUAAAUUUUGAUAGUUCUUGGAGCUGCAAUAGUUCAGGCAAAUAUUGUCCUGGAUAUUCUAUUAAUGCUAAUUCUAUAAGGGUUUUGUUGAACAGAAUAUCCCACGAAGUUGAACAAAUAGACUCCAACGAUAUUUGUGCUAUGGAAAACUUUCUUCAAAAAUACAGAAACGUUUUACAUCCUACUCAUUAUUUAUGUUUAAGCAUAAAAGUUUCUUUAAGCCAAGUUUACGGUAGAAUAUCUGGAUAUUUAAUACACGAAUUAAAAGACAAACCUUUAAUAAGAAAAAAGGACAUUUGCCAUGAAAUUCUUAAAGUAUUUGAUGUAAUUGAACCUGGCUACACACGAAUAAGAGGUGUGACUCUAUACGAAAUCCAUGCACCAAUGAUGAUUCUUUUAUCACGCCAAAUGGAAACUGAAUCAAUGUCCAAAAGUGAGAUUAAAGCAGCAUUAAGAGAUGUUUUAAAAUAUUUGACUGAAGCCAAAGUUAUUUUGAGUUAUGAACCUGAGCACUCGCCAGAAGGAAUUAUGGGCAAAGCUGCUACAGAUGCUUUGAUUCAAAUUAAGGAUUGGGAAAAAAUUGUUGGGAAAAUUAAGUGAAAUAAAAAUAUUCCAAAAAUUAAUUAACAUUAUCAAACAAUCUAACAACUUCAGGCAUUUCGUCCAACUUUUUCAUUAAUUUCUCAAACAAUUCUAAAUCAGUGGGUCCAAUUUCUUGCAUUUUAUUUGGAAUAUAGUCCACCGAAGCGUUGACUAUUCUAUAGCCCAAAUUUUCCAAUAACUUUUGACAUUCUGGAAAAUUUUGUUUGCUACAUAAAAACUGAAAUAUAUUGCCGUCUAGGAUUUCUACUUCCUCUGCAUUACAUUCUAUAGCAUGAUCCGUAGCUAGUUCUAGUUGUUCUUUCAAUGGUUUUGAUGUUAAAUUGGUAUUUUCUGCGUCGAUAAUGCCUUUUUCAUGGAACAUAUGCAAACCGGAACCAUCAGCAAACUUUG
Ceutorhynchus assimilis (cabbage seed weevil) is the source of this 2089-nucleotide messenger RNA. Lineage: Eukaryota; Metazoa; Arthropoda; Insecta; Coleoptera; Curculionidae. The record is from the annotation of a GenBank genome assembly.